Messenger RNA from Sesamum indicum (sesame), 2464 nucleotides. Its product is annotated as Transducin/WD40 repeat-like superfamily protein. NCBI's taxonomy places the organism in Eukaryota, Viridiplantae, Streptophyta, Magnoliopsida, Lamiales, Pedaliaceae. The record is from RefSeq and is a predicted model, not a curated record. Gene Ontology annotation, biological process: interstrand cross-link repair; protein ubiquitination. Gene Ontology annotation, molecular function: ubiquitin-protein transferase activity; protein binding. Gene Ontology annotation, cellular component: nucleus.
UUUACGGAAUUCCUGAAAUAUAUCAAUCGCCCUUUUGGCGCUUGGGUGCAAUAUUCUUCCCUCCCUUCUCGGUUUUAAGCUUGGGUUCAAAAACCGAACGUCGUCUCUACCAAAAUCCUUGAAUUCAAUUCCUCAACCCCUAAAACCCAAAAGCCUCCUUGCUCAACAUGUGGGAUCCCGAUUAUAUGAACUAUUUGGAACAGCAUGUUGUCGACCCGCCCUCAGAUCCCGAUGACGACGAUUACGAUGAUGACGAUGACGAAGAAGAGGAGGAGGAUAAUGACGAUGGUGUUGACGCGGAUGGUCGGUCUGGGACGACGUUGCGUCAGGUGUUGUACGGUAAUCACAGGAACGAUAUGAAUUCUGUCACUGCUACGGUGUCGAAUCAAGAAGUUGUGGAUGUUGACAGUCAGGUUUCAGAGAAUGACGAUGAUGCGAUAGUGGAGGGUGGACGUGAAAGCAGCAGCCAGGCAACAGAUAACACCGGGAGUAAAGGGGGUGGAACGGCGUUGAAGGGUGGCAAUGAUGGAGGUAAUGAAGGAGAGUUGAAUAUGGGUGACAUUGAUGGACUGUUUUGCUCCAUCUGCUUUGAAGCUUGGUCUUCUGGUGGUGACCACCAUGUCUGUUGUUUGCCAUGUGGUCAUAUAUAUGGGUUGGCUUGUAUCAAGAAAUGGUUGCGACGCCAAGGCUCAAGCAAGUGCCCGCAAUGUAAAAAGAAAUGUGGGAUAAAGGACAUCCGGCUACUUUAUGCGAGUCGAAUUGUUGCCAUUGACGGAGAGCUUCAAAAGAAAGUACAAUCACUUGAAGCUAAAUGCUCGUCUCUUGAGAAAAAGCAGAAGGCUGAAUGGUCAAAGAAGGAAGUAGAAUGGAAGAAGAGAGAAGCUAGUUUGCGCAGGCAAGUGCAAGACCUCGAACAGAGGAAUCAUGACUUGGCGGAUCUUUUAGAAGAUACAGAGCGCACGGCAUCGGGGUUAUCUGCAUCCGGUUGCAAUUCUCGUGGAGAAUCUAUCUUAGGAUUUGAUGCUAACGCUCAGUUCAACAUGCGAGGAUGUUCGAAUAAAUUUAUUAUGCAGAAAGACUUUCAGGUAGAUGGUGCCCGUCUUUUUGAUAUUGAUUCUUCCGGCCAAAUUUUUGUAAUUGCUCGAAGGCUCUCAGGAAUGGGAGGAGCACAUGUGCUAACCAAAGUAAGCUUAUUAUCUAACAACGACAAGGAGGAUAUUUGGCUUCCUGAGAACACAAAAGCUGUCAAGGAUCUACAAAUUUCUCCUCAUGCUAGACUUGUGCUGUUGGCUUCCUUAGGAAAGAAACUAUCCGUUCUUAGCACAGAAAGCAACAAUGCCGUUCUUACUUAUGAAUUGCCGGCUGCAGCCUGGUCAUGUUCAUGGGAUAUUAGCAGUUCACAUUAUGCAUAUGCGGGUUUGCAGAAUGGCACAGUUUUGCAGUUUGAUAUGCGUUACACAAUGAGACAUGUGCAAUCUUUUUCCGGGUUGACAUGCAACCCAAUUCAUACAUUGUAUUCUCUUUUGCCCAAGUCAUCUCUUAGUUCUGGUGUCAGAAGUGUUCUCUCUGCAUCUUCACUUGGCUUAUGCCAAUGGAACUUUGGUGGCAGUGAAGACAGGCCAUAUUUAAUUCCUGAAUCUGAUGAGCACGGAGUUUGUAUAUCUCUUGCUUUCUGUAAAUCCAGUGAUGAUAUUGUUGCUUCAUAUCGUCCUAAAAUUGAGAUAUCUGGUGAUCUGGAUUUUUGUCAACCAACACUUACUGCACCCGGGCAAAGGACAAGGGGAAGUCACGUCCUUUACAGAAAAAUGGGUUGCACAUAUAAAAAAUUAGGAGCAACUUGCGCCAAUGUGAGUGAUAUCCGACUGCCAAAAUCUACAAUUAUAGAUGGGGUAUAUCGGAACCCUGUGUUUGCUUCUUCAGAUGAAUUGACAUCUGAACUUGUGUUGCAAGAGUUACCAUCUUUGAUGGUUGUUGAGCAUCUUAAACCUAAAAAAUAUCCCAUUCGUGACGUCAAGUACCACCGUCAAUUAAGUUCGGGACUACUUAGCUGUUUGACUGAGGAUUCCUUGCAGCUAUUCACAGCCAAGCCCUUGUGAAGAUGGCGUCACAGUGACUGACCAAGUAAACAUAUGCAGUGCACGGAGCUGUGCUAGUAAAAUUUUGUUGCUGUAUAUACCAUCCUGAUCUAUGUGAAGUUAGGAAGCUGUCUAUGAUUCUAUACUCUUGCUUUUGCUUCAGAGAUGCAGCGUUUCCCAUGCUAUAGGUGGUCUUGGAAGAUAUCUGUACCAUAAUGUUCAUUUACCAGGAAGUACUAUUUAUGUUCCAUGCAAGCAUGUAGAAGAGAUUGCAAAGCAUGCAUUUAUUGUGAAUGAAAAAUUUGUAUCAUUGGUCCUAUCUUUUCAUCCGCCAAGGGGUUCAUGUGUAAAGGAAAAUUUGUAUUAUUGAUCCAUCAAUUUAUCUGGAA